Molecule: messenger RNA, 4873 nt
Organism: Melospiza georgiana
Lineage: Eukaryota; Metazoa; Chordata; Aves; Passeriformes; Passerellidae
Gene: CNIH3
Product: cornichon family AMPA receptor auxiliary protein 3
Exons: 6
Coding region: 61-543 (160 amino acids)
Biological process (GO): vesicle-mediated transport; regulation of AMPA receptor activity
Cellular component (GO): synapse; dendrite
Source: RefSeq, a predicted model, not a curated record
GCCGCUCGCCCGCCGGCAGCUCCCGCCCGGCGGAGGGGGGCGCGGAGGGCUCUCCCCGCCAUGGCCUUCACCUUCGCCGCCUUCUGCUACAUGCUGUCGCUGGUGCUGUGCGCCGCCCUCAUCUUCUUCGCCAUCUGGCAUAUAAUUGCCUUCGAUGAGCUUCGGACAGACUUCAAGAGCCCCAUCGACCAGUGCAACCCAGCCCAUGCAAGGGAGAGGCUGAGGAAUAUCGAGCGGAUUUGCUUCCUCCUGCGAAAGCUGGUGCUGCCGGAGUACUCCAUCCACAGUCUUUUCUGCAUAAUGUUUUUAUGUGCUCAGGAGUGGCUCACGCUGGGGUUAAAUGUUCCUUUGCUUUUUUAUCACUUCUGGAGGUAUUUUCGUUGCCCAGCAGACAGCUCAGAGCUGGCCUAUGAUCCACCUGCAGUCAUGAACGCAGACACCUUGAGUUACUGCCAGAAAGAGGCCUGGUGUAAGCUGGCCUUCUACCUCCUUUCCUUCUUCUACUAUCUCUACUGCAUGAUCUACACUCUGGUGAGCUCUUAACUGAAAGAUCAUCACUAAGGACUGAAAACAACAAAGGCUGGACGUGCAAGGACGAGUGAACCAAGAGAUGCAUGAUUAAAAACAGCAAAGAGGAAAACUUUGAACCCCAGCAGUAAAUACGGUACAUGAAAGAGAGAUCCAGCAAAGAGAAGCAGAAUACCAUGGGAGAAUGGCUGAGUUAAUUGUUUGUCUCCUGUUUCUCAAUGUAUUGCAGCAAAUCAUUUUCAAAACCCAAGCAAACAAAAAAAAAUUGCAACAACCUGGACCAAAUUUUACAACUAUUCACCUUUCCAGGGAUAAUGCUGCUUGGUUUAGUGGAUUCAUUAAAACUAUAAUGCCUGUAGUCCCUGCUGUCUUCCAGGAAGCAACAUUCCUUUUCUUAAGGACUAUUCUGGACUGAGGAAGCACAGGACAAGAUGAUCUUACACGGAAAGAAGAGCUGUACAACAUUCUGAAAACAAGCAGUGAGUGGACUUUGGAUGGAUAUGUGACUGAACUGCAGGGCUGUUCUCAUGACACUAGUCAAACAGGGAUGUCAAGUCUCAUGGAACUGCUUCAGUGGUUUUGGUUUGUUGGGUUUUUUUUCCCCCACCAAAACAACAAUACCAAAAGAAUUUGCAGUUUCAGUGUUCUGUAUUCUAACUAUAUGCUAUUCCUGCAGGUGAACAUCCAGUAUAUUUCUGUACUUCAUUUGUGAUGCACCAACACCAUUCAGUGAGAUGUAGAAAUACAUUGGGUUUAACCUAAUCAGGCCAAGCAUUUAUCAGAAUAGUGUUCCUCUGACUGAAAAAACAAACCCAAACCAGGUAAAAGCUGCAUAUAUUUAAAGAGGAUUGUAACAUAGCUAUUAUAUUUAUCACAAUGCUGGAUAGCAAAUACUGGACCAGCUAAUUGUGGUCUGUAAUUCUGUUUUGAAGUUUUACUUCUGCUGUAAAAUUUAAGCUGGAACAAAUACACAAAAUGUCUUUGUCUUGUAUGAGGUUCCUAUUGAAAGAUGUUCAGUUUUUUUAUAAUUUAAAGGUUUUAAAAUUUUGUCAUAGAAUUCUCAUUUGAAUUCAUUUAUAUGGGAUGCAUAUCUUUAUACAUAUAUAUGUAUAUAUAAAUACAUAUCUGCAUAAAUACUCACAAUCUAUUUACAUUUUAGGUCCAUCUGUUUGCCAGGUCAAAGGCAUCAAGUGUCCAGAACUGCUGCUAAAUAUAUUUCAGUGCUGAUCCAGGUGAACCCAGACUCAUUCCCUCAAAGUCACUGGUGCUGUGGGUAGUAGCAAGGCUGUAAACUCGAGACUAACACCAGAGCCUUCACAGACACUGCUUAGCUCUUGCAUAAGGUGGGUUUCUACCAGAGAUUGGCAGAGAACAGUGUGGAGAGGCCCAUCUGGCUUGUUCACAGCUGGUCCUGUUAGCAGGAGCUCCCUGGUCACCACCUUUGGUCUGGCUACUGAGAGCCAGCAGAAUGAUCCUGAACCAAGCUCUGAGGUGUUUUCAGGCUGGGCACAGCAGCUCAGCUGGAGAGAUGCAGUCUCACCAUGGCUGCUGAGUCAUCCCAUGUCUGGCAUGUUCCCUGUGGAGCUGGAGUUACUGUGUGCCUGCAGUGCCAGGACUCACUCUGGUUUGGUCUGUGCAGUAACAAAAUUAAAUCCUGUUAACCAGCAAAGCACAGUGGCUGCAUAAUAACUCUGCUCCUGGACCGUGCCAGCUCCCAAAUCCUGCCUGGGCAUUGCUUGGAAUGGGGCUAGCUGGCCUGUGCAAGCAUUAUUAUACUGGGAUCAUUCUAACAAUAUUUAUAUGAAGUUGUCCCAAGGGCUGACAUUCUUUAAUUUACAGUAGUUUGUUUUUAUUGGAUGCAUUUUAUCUUCAUACAAUGUAGUAUACCCAGUUCUAGAAGCAUAAGGCUGCCAAAUCAGAUGUUGGGAAGCUGAUUUGGAUUCUGAUGGUUCAUAGGUUUGGAUUGCACCCACCACAGAGGUGGCUGAACUGCUCUUGCAAUCACACUGACCCUGCUGGCAAUACAGAAAUGUUCUCUUGGAAUGGGCCUUAGCUAAGGAAUUUCACUGCACUGAUACAGAGCUAACUGAUGGAGCCCUGCUGCAGAGGAAUAAUUAAUGCACAACCCAUGAAAAGCUGAUGGUUGUUUGUAACUGAAUUUCAUCUCUGCAUCCUGACUAAAUCAUCCAGUUCUACAGCAGUAUAGGAACCAGAUUCACAGGAACAAGUCACAGUGAAUAACUUGUAGAUGUCUUGCUACCUCAUAAAACUUUCAUCUCUGAGCUCUGAGCAGGUGACUGAAUCGUUCCAUGCAUCUUCUAGGAUUUCACAGGAGAUGAAAUGAAAUUACUUCAGGUUCCCUAUAGUCCAAAUACAUGUUUUCAAGUCAGUUUCAUUGAAAGGCUUGGAAUUUUGUGAGGUUGGAUGGGUGAAAGUAUGAUUGCUUCUUGCCUGAAAACACACAGUUUUCAGAUCCUGAGGUUCAGGGAUGAGCUGGACUGGUCUGAGGUCAAUUAUUUGCCUGCAGGGCUGAGUAGAAGCUCUGUGAGUUUUUGUAACUGGCCUUGGGCUGUAAUUCUUGACUUUGCACAAAAAGCAGUUGUUUAUGUGGGUCUUCUGAAUGUAACCUCAGGGGACUUCAAGGUCUGCAGUGGAUGUGCUCGGUCAUUUGAAAGAGGUUCUCUAUUGCAGGCAACUUCAUCAAUACACUUACCAAACUCCACUGGAAAGCAGAACACUUCAUUUGGUCCUACUACUGCUUUGAGUGAGUGUUUCCAGGAUUUCACUGUUCUGGUACUUGAUUUUUUUUUUUUUUUUUUUUUUUUUUUUUUUUUUUUUUGCGUUUCCAGAAUAAAUUUAUUCUUAGAUAAUUUAUUCCACUUGCUUUUGAGCCAACAUUAGCCUGAGUACACUUAUCUCUCAUGCUGCUUAAGAUUUCAAUAUAUAGAAAAAGAAGUCCUUUUCACCCUCCAUUCUGUUAAAAGUGAGCUGUCUCCUGUCCUCCCAUAGGAAACUCCAUUCUCCAUGUCUUCUUUAAAGGGUUUCUCUGUUGUCUUUCCAGUCAAAUUAAUCUUUCUUAAGAGUGAAUAAUCACAAUUCUUCAGAGUAUUCUGGAGAGUGUCUUACUCUAAUUAGUCCUUGCUGUGAGUGGACAAUGAAAGCUAACAGUCUCAGUUCUUUCCAAUAAAACUUAUUCAAAAAAGUAAUCACACAGCUCUCAAUAGCAUUUUGUGUCUCUUUGAUAUAAAUCUUAAAGCUGAUGGAAAAACUGAUUAUGUUCCCUUUCAUUGAAUUUUGUCUGCAGAGCCAGGAGUUGGACUUGAUGAUCCUUGUGGGUCCCUUCCAGCUCAGGAGAUUCUGUGAUCCUGCUUUAACCAAAGCCAGGGAAGAAUAGAAAAGAAUAGUGUGAUCUUUGAUCACAAGGAAGUGUCCUCCCCAUGUCAAACUUUUGAGGGAGAAAUAAUCUGUGCUAUCCUUUUUGUCUCCAGUUCCUCCUUGUUGGUUAGUGGAGGCUGGAGAUUUCCUCUGCAAGCCUACUUUCUUCCUGUCUCUUUCCCCAGAAGGCUGGAUGUCAUUAUUUAGGAGCAGAGUUCUCUUCUCUCACAGCAAGAAGAAUCUUCUGGGACUUAGUUGAUGAUAAAUCCCAGAAGACACAAGAAAACACAUCAUCACCCUUUGCUCCUUCUGGAGCAGAUGUGAAAUGAACAUGUUCUUAAAUGAGUAUUCAUUUUCCUCAGCUCCACUAUCUGUGAAGUGAAAGAGGUGAUACUUACCUUGUGAACUCUUCCCAUACAUGUUGUACUCUCUUUUUUUUUCCUUUUUCUAGUAACUAUUGCAUCUGCUUAAAAGAAAAAGGUAAGAGGUGGAAAAUAUGGGAGAGGAUGAGACUUGGAUGAGCUGCUUACCAAAGAGGCAUCUACGCAGUGUGCUGGCCUUUAGCUGUUCCUGGAAGGGAUGAAAAGCAAGGUCUCCUAUUUAUAGUCAGGUAAUUGCAGUGAUGCUGAAUAAAAUUGUUGCUGCUCUGACUGUUUCAGUUUCAAGCACAGCAAAUCAGUGCUGAUAGCAGAAUGCUUCGCCUACAAAUAAUUAACUGUACUUAAGCUGUCAGAAAUGUUUUUCCAUCUGCUUCCUUGAGCCAUAUUCUUCCUUUUGCACUAAGCCCCUCGAAGAGAAAGAAAAAGUUCUUCAACCUACACCUUACAGAAACUGCUCUGAGGUUGUUAUGAUCUGGCAAUGCUGUUGGGGUCAUGAGUAAUCCUACAUUGUUAGCAAGGGUAUUAGCAAUCUGUUGCUUUCCCUUUCUUCAUUCCAUCUCCACAGAGGUAUUUUUGCCAAAAAAAAAAAG